Molecule: messenger RNA, 1082 nt
Organism: Dacryopinax primogenitus
Lineage: Eukaryota; Fungi; Basidiomycota; Dacrymycetes; Dacrymycetales; Dacrymycetaceae
Exons: 6
Coding region: 393-1082 (229 amino acids)
Source: RefSeq, a predicted model, not a curated record
ACGAGUGUCUUGGAGGGAGAUGAUGCGCUUAUCAAUUACUACGGAGGCUCGUAUGGAUCUAUUAUUGGACAGUAUCUGGUCAAUAUGUUCCCCGACCGCGUAGGAAAGGUCGCCAUCAACGGUAUUGUCGACAGCGUCGCGUGGGCUAAUCAGCCGAUGUACAAGUCCUACCGGCAGUGGUUGUCCUCGACCGAGGAUGCGUACGACUGGUUCACAACAGAAUGCACUAAGGCAGGGCUGAAGGAUUGCGCUCUCGCAGAAGAAGCCUGUAUGAGCGGCCUCUGACUGUUGCACACCGGACAGCUUGGGGUAUUGUCACCUCCUAAUGGCCAGAAGAGAGGCGCUCUUCUUCCCUGUACAGCGCCGUGGCUGACUUCUCUGUGGUAGCAUUCAUGUUCCGAAUGCUACAACAACCUCUCCUCUGGCCCACCGCAGGAUCAGCACUCAAGGAAGCCAUAGACGGCAACGGUCACCCGUUGUUGUUACUUCACGCCGCUGGAACACGAGUUGCGGACCUGGAACGACAAGCUGUCUCGUGCAACGACGCACCCAAGCCUCCUCUCUACGUGCCACCCACGAACGAACAGCUCGUUGACGAGAUCCUGGGAGUCUCCAAGGAAGUCACCCGGUUUGCCUUCAGCGUCCUCACAACCGAGCCUGAUGCCCAGUGUCACUAUUGGCCCGUGACUCCCCCUGAACGAUUCACAGGGCCAUGGAACCACACUCUACGGAACCCGACACUAGUGCUAAGCAAUACGGCCGAUCCCGUUACGCCUAUCGCCAGCGCUCGACUAGUCAAGGAGCUCCUCGGAGACUCUGCAGCGCUCCUACUACAGAAUGGGCCGGGACAUGUGACGAGCUCUGUCCCGACGUUGUGCACUAUUAACAAGAUUCGGGCGUAUUUCACUGAUGGUGUCAUUCCGGACGAGAACGAGAUAUGCCAGUUAGAUGAGGCUCUUUUCCCGGGAAGCGAGCAUCAGCUGGGAAAAUAUACGGAGGAUGAGAGGACAAAACUCGAAGCUGCUGAGACACUGCAUGCGCUGAUGAUGGACUCGGAUCUGUCUGCCUUCCAGCAGGCCUAA